GUACAGGCCUAGACACACCAAAUACAAGAAAAUGUCAGAAAAGGAGUUGGAUGAAUUUUAUGAAACAGCAUUGGAGGUAGCCAAACAAGCAGGGCAGAUGAUCAGAAAUGCAUUUGACAAGGAGAAACAUGUUGAUACUAAGAUGAAUGCUGCUGACCUAGUAACAGAAACAGACCAGGCAGUCGAAACUUUAGUGCAUUCUUUGAUCAAAGCAAAGUUCCCAAAUCACAAGUUUAUUGGCGAGGAGACAACAGCUUCAACUGGUCGAAAAUGUGAAUUUACUGACGAUCCAACAUGGAUUAUUGAUCCUGUUGAUGGCACCACUAACUUUGUACAUAGCAUCCCUGAAGUUUCAUUCUCACUAGCAGUCACAGUAAAUAAAAAAGUUGUUAUUGGCAUUGUCUAUGUACCUGUGAAAGAAGAGUUAUUUACUGCAAGAUUAGGUCAAGGUGCUUUCCUGAAUGGCAGGAAAUUGAGCGCCAAUAAAAUUACUGAUCUAGGAAAAGCUGUUGUCAUCAUGGAAGGCGGCAGCUCCAGAGACCCACAAGUUGUGAAUGAUAAAGUAAAGAACAUCCAAUCAAUGAUCACACGCUCACAUGGAGUACGAGCAUAUGGCUCAGCUGCAUUGAAUUUAUCUCACGUGGCGGCUGGAAGGGGUGAUGCCUAUGUUGAGUAUGGAAUACACAUAUGGGAUUUCCUUGCUGGUGCUCUCAUAGCUAGUGAAGCAGGAGCUGUUGUGUUGGACCCCACGGGUUCAGAGUUGGAUUACCUGCAUUGUCGUAUCCUGUGUGCCUGCACGCUUGACCUGGCCAAACAGAUCUCUGCCUCCCUCGUCCAUCUGGACAUGGGCUAUGACUGAUACACUCUUCACGAAUCAUUCAUUAAUGAUAUUGUUUUAUCUACAGUAUUUUAGUUAAGUCCAUAAAAAUAACUAAUAUUUUAAUACAUUUUUAAAUAUUUUUGUACAGAAGUUUUUAAGCUCAGCUGAUGAGAAAUAAUUGUGUAACAUUAAUAGCUAGGCUUAUUGAUAUGUUUAUAUAUAGAUAUAAGAAUUUUUAAAAUGUCUCAAACUAUGGAAACUGUGAUAUUGGCAGGAAGUUUUCAUGAGUUGUGGAUAUUUUGUCGCAUCAUUAUUUAUUUAUAAGAUCCCAUAGUUACAUAUCUAUCAUACAUUUAUUUCAUGUAUUGUAAGAGUUAGCAUUGCUGAUUCAUGGCUAUUUUAGUGCGGAAUUGUAUGCUUGGUGUUUUCGUGUGGCAAUGUGUGGUUAUUGUGGCAAUGUCAUAGUUGUUUUAGUCUGACAAAUUCAUGAUUGUUUAAAUGUGACUAAAUGUUUGACAGCAUCCUAUUUGCCCAUGUUUGAUCACAGUGCUACCUGUAUCAGAUCACAGUGCUACCUGUAUCUGAUCACAGUGCUACCUGUAUCUGACUGUAUCUUAUCACAGUGCUACCUGUAUCUGACUGUAUCUGAUCACAUUGCUAUCUGUAUCAGAUCACAGUGCUACCUGUAUCUGAUCACAGUGCUACCUGUAUCUGAUCACAGUGCUACCUGUAUCUGAUUGUAUCUUAUCACAGUGCUACCUGUAUCUGACUGUAUCUGAUCACAGUGCUACCUGUAUCUGAUCACAGUGCUACCUGUAUCUGAUCACAGUGCUA
Messenger RNA from Physella acuta, 1654 nucleotides. Its product is annotated as inositol monophosphatase 2-like. Gene Ontology annotation, biological process: signal transduction; phosphatidylinositol phosphate biosynthetic process; inositol metabolic process. NCBI's taxonomy places the organism in Eukaryota, Metazoa, Mollusca, Gastropoda, Physidae. The record is from RefSeq and is a predicted model, not a curated record. Gene Ontology annotation, molecular function: inositol monophosphate 1-phosphatase activity.